This is a messenger RNA of Lachancea meyersii CBS 8951, 429 nucleotides long. The record is from the annotation of a GenBank genome assembly. NCBI's taxonomy places the organism in Eukaryota, Fungi, Ascomycota, Saccharomycetes, Saccharomycetales, Saccharomycetaceae.
AUGCUGAGGUCUGGAUUGAGCGCAUCAAGAUGCGCUGUAUUUUCAAGAAAUUUAAGCACCAAGGUGCCCCGAGUGUACCAGUUUGAGGAUAUAAAAUCACUUAUUCGCAACCCAGAUCACCACAAAGUGUUGGUGGACGUAAGAGAGCCUGGUGAGCUUCAGCAAUAUGCGAUGCCAACUGCGAUUAACCUGCCUCUUAAAUCAGCGCCUGGUGCUUUAAGUCUCACUUCAGAAGACUUUCAAGAGGUUUUCGGUCUGCCCAAGCCACCUACCGACCGCGAGCUCAUUUUCUUUUGCGCUGCGGGCAUCAGGGCGAAAGCAGCAGAGGAACUGGCUCAGUCCUACGGGUACAAUAACACUGGCAUCUACCCAGGGUCUAUCAACGAAUGGCUGGCAAAGGGCGGCGACAAAGUGAAGCCCGAAACCUAG